AUGAUCGCAUUUCCAACAAUUCCAGAUGUUUGUGUUGAUACUGACAUCCAGAAAAUCGUAGAAGUCGAGUCACAAGCUGGACUUGACGAUACACUCUUUGAUGAUACCGAAAACUAUGAAGCUGUUGAAACAAUUUACAAGCAUAUUCAGAAUCACAAGAUUCCUUCAAUUCAUUUUAUCAUUUGGACAACAGUUCUUGCAGAGCUCUUUGUAAUCAUUAUUCCGCUUAUCAUUAUGCUUGGUGUUUACUACGAAUUUGCAGUUGUCUUAGAAGAUCCAGUCAAUUUCAUGAAAGGUAUUGCAGAUACUCGUGAUAUCAUUUGCAUGCUCACAGCUUUCGCAGGCAGAUACAUUUUACAGAGUUUGGAUGAUCCAUAUGAUCCAUCAAAGAAGAUUGAAAUGGAAAUUCCAUUCCGAAUUACAUUAAAUUGGGAUGCUUUUGCUGGAUACUCAAAAACAAUUGAUAUCAUUCGUUGGAUUGCUCAAACAGUUUCAACAGCGAGUGAAGUUGUUAGUCCAUUAAGAAAUUACAAAGUAGGAGAUCCGCAUAUAGAAAAAGUGAGAGAUAUUAUGUUUACAAAGAUCACAAAUUAUUCCUAUUAUUUGAACAAUACAUUUAAACAUGAUGUUCUUGCUUCAACAACAGAUAUCAGCUAUCAACUUGCAGCAGUUAUUGGAAGAAUCACAGAUCUUCCAGAGAUCACAGUUGAAAUUGCUAAUGGAGCAGAUUCAUUAACAGCAAGAAACAAUUGCCAAAAUGCUUUGCUUCUUUUGAAUCAAGCACUUCUUGAAAUGAUUGAUUUCUUGAAGAAGAACAACAAAUCAUAUCAAUUGUACUUCGAGCUUACAAUCAUUUUAGCAAUUGUUGCUUGUGCUAUUAUUUAUCCAACUAUUUAUCUUUUACAGAUCAAGAAACUUAGAAGAAACAGAUAUGAAGUCCUUUAUGUUUUAACAACAUUACCAAAGACAGUUAUUUCAUCAAUUUCUGCUUCGUAUACAAGCAGGAAGGGUGAUGAAACAAAAACAAUGACAUCUUCAUCCUCAUCAAAUGAUAUCGAAUUGAACAAACAAGAAGAGAGUAUCAUUAAAUUAUUCUCCAGUAUUUCCGAUGGUUCAUCAAAGGCAUCAAUUGAAUUAGUUAUUGGUUUCUGCAUACUAGUGAUCACAGUUUUGGGAUGCUUGAGCUACUACGUUUCAAUGCAAAGCUACAUUUCUGCAUCAGAGAAUGUUGUUUAUAACUGCCAUCACAUUAACUAUCUCUUUGGUGCAAACUCCUAUCUUUACAGUAUCAUGGCUUCUUUCUUCAAGAUUUCAAUGGCAAUGUACCAUCCAGCAUUGAGACCAUCAAUUGUCAGCCUUGAUGAGGAGAUAGAUAACAUCAAAGAGAGAAUUCCAAUGUUAGUUUCAUAUUUCCAGAUGAUCAGAUUAGGUGGUGAAGACAGAAGAGAAAUUCCAUUUAGUGAAAUGCAACAAUCUAUCAAUGAUGCAUCAAAUGCUUUGACAUGCUUCAAUAUCUUAGAGCCACCAACAAGACUUCAGGAUUCUACCCAUUGUUUGAGUGCAGCUCAGCAAUUAUACGUUGCAACAAUGAUUAUGAAGAGAUAUUAUGGCUUGAUGACUGUUCCUAAUCCAUAUUACAUGAAUCCAUCACACCAGAACUUACCACAACUUUGGCAGAUCGGUCCUGUUGAACUAUACCUUACUUUCUUCUGGCAUGCUGAAGAAUCAAUUGUUCCAAUCAUUGUAGAAAAGAUUGGAAGCGAAGAUUUCGAACAAAACUUCUAUUCAGCAAUGUUCAUUAUCUCAACAUCAUUUUUGUCUUUGAUCAUUAUAGUAAUGGCAGUGAAAGAAGAUAAACUCCUUAAGUUCACAUUGAAGCUAUUCCUCAAAUGUCCAUCAUCAGCAACAUUAGGAAACCAACGUGUUAUGGACUUGUUGAUUGGCAACUACACAUAUAAAACACACGAUGAUCAAUCACAGAAAUCAGCCGAAUUCACAAAUGAUGUCGUCAACAGGCUGAAUGAAGUCAUUAUUGUCUGCCAAGAUGAAACAGGAAAAGUCAUCUCAGUCAAUAACUCAUUCGAAACAAUGUUCGGCAUCAAAGAAGACGAAAUCAGAGAUACACCAAUUAAAGACUUCUUCAAAUCAGGAAGAUUCAUUGCUGAUGGAGAGAUUGAGAAAGUUUUUACACAAGGACAGAAACUCAUCUUCAAGAAGGAUGACACAGAAAAAAUCUAUCUUGACUGGACAACAUCAGUCAUGAGUGGAAGAAGAAUAUACUCAGGAAGAGAUGAAACACAAAACAUGAUGCACGAGAAGUUGAUUGCUGAUGAAAAGAAGAAAUCAGACCAAAUGUUGGCAUCAAUAUUGCCACCAAUGUUAGUCCAAAGAGUUCAAGCAGGUGAAAAGAACAUCUCAUUCUCAGUCCAAUCAGCAACAGUCCUCUUCUUGGAUGUUGUCGAAUUCACACCAUGGUGUGGCUCUCAUGAUGCACAGUAUGUCAUGAGAAUGUUGAAUAUCAUGUUCAAGGAAUUCGAUGCAAUCACAAAUGCACACAAGACAAUGACAAAGAUCAAAUGCAUUGGUGACUGUUACAUGGCUGCUGGUGGUAUCUUCGAUGAAGUCAAUCAGCCAGCAGUUCACGCUAAAGAAGUUGUCGACUUCGGCACACUAGUCAUCAAGAAACUUCUCGAGAUCGAUGAACGCGAGAAAGAGAACUUGCGUAUUCGUGUUGGUAUCAACACAGGAGGACCAAUUGUCGCCGGUGUCAUUGGCACCGAGAAGCCGACAUUCGAAAUCCUUGGUCCGGCAAUCAACAUGGCACACGAGAUGGAGAACAAAGGUGUCCCAAUGAAAGUCCACAUCAGCCGCCCAGUUUAUGAACUUAUCUAUGGCCAACAGUUCGAAAUCAAAGAACGUGGUGAAAUUGAUGUCAAAGGCGGAAAGAUGUUCACUUAUCUCGUAGAACCAUAA
Trichomonas vaginalis G3 is the source of this 2973-nucleotide messenger RNA. Its product is annotated as guanylate cyclase protein. Gene Ontology annotation, molecular function: guanylate cyclase activity; peptide receptor activity. Gene Ontology annotation, biological process: intracellular signal transduction; receptor guanylyl cyclase signaling pathway; cGMP biosynthetic process. Lineage: Eukaryota; Parabasalia; Trichomonadida; Trichomonadidae. The transcript has a single exon. The record is from RefSeq and is a predicted model, not a curated record. The coding region runs from base 1 to 2973 and encodes 990 amino acids.